Messenger RNA from Amyelois transitella, 3260 nucleotides. Its product is annotated as SH2 domain-containing protein 4A. NCBI's taxonomy places the organism in Eukaryota, Metazoa, Arthropoda, Insecta, Lepidoptera, Pyralidae. The coding region runs from base 292 to 1620 and encodes 442 amino acids. The transcript is spliced from 12 exons. Gene Ontology annotation, cellular component: cytoplasm. The record is from RefSeq and is a predicted model, not a curated record.
GAGGCAAUCGCAUUCUACUGCCGCCAGUCGAGAGCGCGCAGCUGCGGCGAGCGUACUGCGGCCAUUCGCUUCCAAAUUCAAAUUGGAAAAUCGGCGGACUUUUAAAAAAGUUUCCUUCUUUUUUAUUUUCUCUUUAGACAGCUGUCAAAUUUGUGGAUUUCUUCUUGUGCAGUGGUUACACACGUGAUACAAAUAUAUUUUGUUGGAAAGGACGUGGUCUCUACAUUUUCCUUUGUGUUGAUGAGUUGCCACAUUCAUAGUUAGCCCUGUCGUUAAAAGAGGGCCGUCACGAUGUUGCAGCAGAUCCUGCGGGACAUGUGGGUGGACCCCGAGAUCCUGGCUGAGCUGGACGAGACCCAGAAACAGACUCUAUUCUGCAAGAUGAGAGAGGAACAGGUCCGUCGAUGGCAGGCCUGGGAUCAGAAAUUGAGCAAGGACGACGACAGGCCCAAACUCCAGAAAAAUGGCAAGAAACAGGUGCAGUUCAUGACGGGGGAGGACGGGGAGCCGUGGGUAUGGGUAAUGGGCGAGCACCCGGAUGAUAAAUCUAUAGAGACCAUCCUAGCUGAGGAGGCGAGACAACGGGCGCUGGCGCAGGCGCGGGAAGAGGCGCACCAGCUCAGGAAAUCUGUGGAGAAGGAGCUCACGCAACUCAUAGACUACAAACCGUUGGAUAGUUUGGAACAGACGUUCGACAUAUCUCCGAAGACUAUAGACCCAUUAGAGGACACCCUGGAGAUUUACUGCACAGUGGAUGACCUGAGACAGAGGAUCGAAGCCCUGGAGCCAGAAGUCAAGAUCUCGGACAAGAAGGACAAAGAAGACUACUGCAAUGACAAUCUGAAACUGGACUUAAAUAAGAACACUUUGCAUUUCAACUUCAUUGAAGGGAAGAGGGAUGUUUUGCAGGAGCUGGGCAUUCCAAGCAGCGGCGACGGCGUGAGCAACCGCGUGGCGGCGUGGGAGCGGCGCGUGGCGGCGGCGCGCGCGGGCGACAUCCUGCGCGGGCUGCGGGCGCGGCGCGCGCGCACGCUGCGGGACGCGCAGCUGCACGCGCAGCACGACGACCGCGCGUGGAGGGAACAAGAGCGGAAAGCCAAAGAGGCCGAGGCAGCGAUGCGCGCGAUCGCCCGCGAGGCGCGCGAGGCGCACCGCCGCAGCGCCGACCUCCGCGACUGCGCGCCGCCGGAGCAGCCGCAAGCCGGUACACCACCAAGCCAGGAGGCGGUGCUGGAGUGGUUCCGCUCCCAGGAGCUGAAACGAGGAGUCGGAGUGGACGAGCACAACAAACCUGCGGAGUGGUUUCAUGGUCUAAUAACCCGUUCAGACGCUGAGAAUCUUCUGUCUUCUCAACCAGAAGGCAGCUUCCUAGUGCGUCUUUCUCAAAAAGUAUGGGGGUACGCCAUCUCCUAUCGCGCGGCGACUCGCUGCAAACAUUAUCUGGUGGAAGCUUUACCUGAGCCAGGGUACCGGCUGCUGGGCGCCUUGCAGACCACUCAUGAUAGCUUGGCUGAUCUCAUCAAACACCACAAAUCUGUUGCUAUCACCGAGGGCGGUGGCGAGAUUCUGCGCACUCCCGUCCGCCCCGAACAACCCCCGCAAGAACUCGCUACAAAAUAGAUUCACCACAACAUUAUCAAAUUACAAUAUAUUCAGCUACUACAUGUUUCAGAAGAUUAUCCUAAUAGUUUUGCCAACUUUCUGAGUGACAAAUGAUGUAAUUUUGAUUUUUCUAAACAUUCUAUGAGUUUUAGAUCACCUUCAUUUCAUGAGCAAAAGUUUUUGGAUUUAAAUACAACCGAUGUUGUAUCACUUCGUUCAGAUCGUCUAGAUAACCUUUUUUAUCAGAGCAGUCAUAGUUUAUAAGAUAUAUUCAUUUUUAUAUUACUUUUCUGCCUUAUGUUUGUACAAACAAAACAAUAUUUUUAUGAAUAGGCAUGUCUUUCUAUUCCGAAGUCCACCUAAAAAGUGCACCUAGUUGGACUACGGAAGUUUAAAAAAAGACAAUAAGAAAAACGGUGCUUAGUAAUUCGAAUAUUUAGGAGAUGAUCUCGAUAACAGUUCGAUUAAAUUGUUCUUAAAAAGUAAAAGAGAUUUAUGUAGUGCACAGAGCAAGGUUGCCAUGCCUUCGGCGGGCGUUUCUAACUCUGUGGUGAGGCUGCUUCAUUUUUAAGAGUUGUAUGCCAAAGUCCUUACAAAUUGAGUGCAAAUGUUUUGAUAGACGUGUUUUGUAAAAUAUUGCGAAUUAUGAAAAUAUUUUUGAUUUUUCCAUAAAAAAAUCGUAGAAGUCGAAUCUUCCAUUGAAAUGUUUGUAUCAUCCUAAAUUUUCAAGACAAAGACGGAUUUUUUUAGAGCAGGUCAAAUUAUUUUACAAUACGUUUAUUUGGUGAAAAAUUUUCAUUAUGCUUCUAAAAAUAUUUGUGCUCAAUUUGUGUGGUCUCAGUAUAGUCUGGUCGCUAAUGUAAUGUUUAAUUAUAAUUAUUUUGCAUGCAUUUUUAAGUUAAUAUGAAUAAGAACAAAUUCACUGGUAAGUAGUAACUAUUUAUUGUGAUAAUUUACCAAUCUCUGUACACAUCGCUGUAUUUGUGUGCUUUUAAAUAAAAUUCCGAUUAUAAGCCAAAGUAUUUGAAGGGUAACUCAGUUUUGAUAUAUUUUGCUGGGAGGCUGAUGCCGUAAUCAACGCUGCUAUGAAGCCAUCUGGUGGCUGUAAUCUUCCCCUAUAAUGUAUUUUAUAAUACCUAUACUUAUACCUAUAAAUUUAGUCAGAACGAUGUGACGUCCCACUGCCAAGUCGGGCAUCGAACUAUAUCAUAAACCCUUAAAAAAAGAGUAAGUGAUCCAUUGUCUGCACGCUACCACAGAAACAGCGGUCAUUGCUAGAAAACAGUUUUUGUUCUUCAAACCUUGACAAUGUUCUAGCAUAAGCAAUUAAUCUCAGACGAAUCUACCAGUUGUCUCCGAGAAUUGUUUCUCCUGUGGACUGAUGAUCAACAGGACGAUUCGCUUAAUAUCUCCUUAUCAAAGAAGCCUCCUUGCGAACAUUACCAAAAGUGCAGCUAGCUCUUACUCUAAAGUGCAAUUGACAACGGAGUUCAAACCUUCUUUCGUUAAAGUUAAGUUCUGUUAUUGCUUAAAACGAUGUGUAUGCCAUUUGUCGUUCGUAGAACAAAAUAAAUCUAUGUAGAAUUAGUUUCAAGUCAUCAGAAUUUGUAUAAUACCUAUAUUUUAGUUUUAAACUGCCAAUUAAAAUGUAUAGAAUA